AUGGAUGCUGACAUAAUCGUCGGUGAUAGUCUUCUCCUCUUGCUUUCAUUCUUCCUGAUAUGCCUUGACCACGAUGAAGAUGCCACAAACCAGCACCAGCACAUUCUCUGCGAGUGGCGGAAUUCGGCCCAACAAUUCAAACACAAUCAAAUCCUCGUCUCUUCCACCAUGUCCGCUGCUGUUGCUCCCGGUGCCGGCUCUGUUGCCACUGGUGCUCCUCCCCCGCCACCGCCGCCUUCAGGGGGUGGUGGCCAGAAGCGCGGCCCUUCCGGUGAUGGGACCCCGACUCACAAGCGAGCUGCAGCCGAGGCGGCUCCUUGUUGCCGUUGCCUCCGCCGCCUCACCACCAACGGAGGUGCGGCUGGCACGAUGGUCGCGUGCAUAAAGCGUACGCCGACUGGCCGUGUGGCGGUCAACUGCCAGUACUGCCAGAGGGGCAAACGUGGUGGUGCCACCGGUUGUGUCCCUGUUCAUCCAACCCUCGUCACAGCAGCCACCCGCCUUAUGGUGUGGAACCGCAUGCUUGUCGCCGGCGAAGAGGGUGCGCCCACCAAGGCGCAGGUCGAGGCCGCGGCCGACGACCUUGAUGGUCGUAUGUAUGUCGCUCCCACCACUGUCGGCCGCAAGGUGGCGGGUGGUACCCCGCGUGGUGGUCGCCUGCGUUCCGCCAGCGGUUCGGCCGCGGGUGCCGGCGUGGUCGGCGGUGAGUGGGUGUCCUUGCUUAGGUCUCUCGUUGGGGUCCUCCGGACCGGUGUCGAGGCCUAUAUUGCGGCGCACAAUCUCCCGGCUCCUGUGUGGAGCGAUGAAGAGUCCUCCCUGGAGGAGUCUUCUGGGGAGGACGAGGACGAGUAG
Messenger RNA from Fonsecaea pedrosoi CBS 271.37, 852 nucleotides. RefSeq lists its product as uncharacterized. The transcript has 6 exons. Lineage: Eukaryota; Fungi; Ascomycota; Eurotiomycetes; Chaetothyriales; Herpotrichiellaceae. The coding region runs from base 1 to 852 and encodes 283 amino acids. The record is from RefSeq and is a predicted model, not a curated record.